UUUGUUACAUAUCCCAAACCCUCACCACCACCAGGGUAGAUCGCCAAACCCUAAUUCUUCCCAACAAAAUUACUCUCCGUCUUCUUCGAUUUUCUUCGCUUCUUGGCAACAAUGGUAUCGGGGAAGAAGACGAAGAAGACUCAUGAGAGCAUCAACAACAGGUUGGCUCUCGUGAUGAAGAGUGGAAAAUACACUCUUGGUUACAAGACUGUCCUAGAGUCUCUCAGAAGCUCCAAAGGUAAGUUGAUUAUCAUUUCCAACAACUGUCCGCCCUUGAGGAAAUCCGAGAUCGAGUAUUAUGCCAUGCUCGCCAAGGUUGGGGUUCAUCAUUACAAUGGAAACAAUGUUGACCUAGGGACAGCAUGUGGAAAGUAUUUCAGAGUGUCAUGCCUUAGUAUUGUUGAUCCAGGUGACUCUGAUAUCAUCAAAUCUCUCCCAGGAGACAACUGAAAAGACCCAAUGAAGCAUUAUUUUUCUCACUUCUGAUAUGUUGAAUCUGUUCCUGUUAUGGCAUUAUUGUCUCAAAUUUAAUUCUCUUUCUGUUAUUAUGAAUUCUAUGAAUCUGUUGAGACGUGCAUGUAUUAACACUUAGAUCCUAAAGAGGUAAAAUUUUGUUGAUUUGGGGAUUUUUUGGCAUAU
This is a messenger RNA of Lactuca virosa, 639 nucleotides long. The record is from the annotation of a GenBank genome assembly. Lineage: Eukaryota; Viridiplantae; Streptophyta; Magnoliopsida; Asterales; Asteraceae.